CUAAGCGAUAAAGCUCAAUGGUAAUGGUGGUGUGUAGCAGCUGUAUGUUACGGCCGUUCCAAUCGCCGGUGGUCUCCUUAGCAGCGACAGAAUCACCAUCGUCAUCGUCUUCGUCUUCGUCUUCGUCGUCUUCAUCUUCAUUAUUUAAGAACAUCAGGCAUAAGCAUAAGCCUGGAUUUCAUCGUCCUAAAUCUCAACCACUGGUCAUCGAAACUACGCUUGCCGAGACUUCCAAGGAGGAUUCUAGUGUUCCAUCUCGACGCUUGAUUCUGCUUCGUCAUGCAAAAAGCUCAUGGGAGGAUCGCUCACUUAAAGACCAUGAUCGACCUCUGAAGAAAGCUGGAGAAGCUGAUGCUAUACAAGUCGCUUACAAGCUCCAACAGUUGGGUUGGAUUCCUGAGCUUAUUUUAUCAAGUGAUGCAACAAGAACAAGACAAACUCUUAAAAUCAUGCAGGAGCAUGUAGGGGCAUUCUUGGAAGCUGAGAUACAUUUCAUCUCAAGCUUUUAUUCUAUUGCAGCAAUGGAUGGGCAGACAACUGAUCAUCUUCAACAAGCAAUCUGUAAAUAUGCCAGAGAUGAGAUACUUACAGUUAUGUGUAUGGGACAUAAUAGAGGGUGGGAGGAGGCAGCCUCCACUUUAUCUGGGGCCUCCAUACAACUCAAGACUUGUAAUGCUGCGUUGCUUCAAGCUGCUGGAAAAUCAUGGGAAGAGGCAUUUCUUUUGGCGGGACAUGGUGGGUGGAAACUACAACAAUUAGUGAAGCCAAAUGGUGGCCCUUAGAUAUAGAAUGACUCUGUUAUGAUGAUAGUCUUGUGUUUUUCUUUUUUAAUAUUUUCUAAGAACGUAUAUAAAUUUAGAAUAAAUCAAAAAAUUUAAUUAAAAAGCAAAACGUCCAACUCAUAAUUAGUGUACACAUGGACAAAUAUAUGGUGGAGGAUAGAGCUAAAAUCUCCCAAUUGUGUGUUAUGUCAUCAUCAUACAACUGGUUUUGUGGGUUGUAUAGUUUAAAUUGAUAAUAGAAGGCAAGUUUAAUAUUGUAUUUGAUAAAAAGUUUAAUUGUAUGAAAGAUAUUAUAUAUUUUUUUUAUUUUUCCAGUUUAAA
Molecule: messenger RNA, 1103 nt
Organism: Lactuca virosa
Lineage: Eukaryota; Viridiplantae; Streptophyta; Magnoliopsida; Asterales; Asteraceae
Source: the annotation of a GenBank genome assembly